Cololabis saira (Pacific saury) is the source of this 2718-nucleotide messenger RNA. It is a transcript of the gene npdc1a, whose product is annotated as neural proliferation, differentiation and control, 1a. Bases 137 to 1177 code for a protein of 346 amino acids. NCBI's taxonomy places the organism in Eukaryota, Metazoa, Chordata, Actinopteri, Beloniformes, Belonidae. Gene Ontology annotation, cellular component: membrane. The transcript is spliced from 9 exons. The record is from RefSeq and is a predicted model, not a curated record.
GAUUACUCAGCGCACUGUGUACGUGUUCUCAUCCCGGCUCAACCUGCUCCGCUCAUCGCCCUGUCUUCAUCCCGCCGAGGCUCUUUUACGACGGACAGAAAAAAACACUAAGGUGAUGGGGGAAUGACAACAACACAUGUGCUCGUCUUUGGUUCUCCGCCAAGCAGAAAGCCCCAGCAGGAUGCCGCUGCCGUGCAGCCCGCGGUGCGGCCGCCAGCGCCGGGCCUGCGUGCUGCUGCUCACCGCAGUGCUGCUCCACACCGUCCCCGUCAGCGCCAGCCUGCCAGCUCAGGUUAGGUGCCCGUCACCUCUAGACUGUGUCCAGCAGAGGCGCCACCAGUGCCAGCCGGGCUCAUCUGACUGCGGUCUGUGCCUCUAUCCAUUUCAGGAGAAUGAACAUGGACUCUGUGUGCUGAGGACACGACACCAACAUGGCAAAGUGACGCCCUACUCCGACCUGGACGAAGAAAUAGAUUUCAUUCACUCCGUCAUAGAAAAGCAGGAAGUGUUUGAGAAGAAACCAUCAAAAAAUCAACAGCAACAUGCUGUUUCCAUCUCCUUUGAAGCAGAUGUCAAAGACAGCAAGACAAAUGCCUCCAAACAGAAACUCCUUCCAGAUAAAAGCUUGCGUGGCAGCACGACAGCCCCACGCCCCAGCGGCACCGCCGUCCCAAAAACACCAACCUCCCAGCCCCGGGCCACUGGAAAUGAUAACCGAGCUGGUCCAAUAGUCGUACCACGACCCAAGAAUGACACCAUUAUUGUCAUUAUGAUCUCGCUGUGUGUAGUGGUGGGCUCUGUGGCUGUGAUCCUGGCUACUAUCUGCUUCAUUAAGUUUCAGAAUAAAUCCCGUCUAGCUGAGAAGGUGGAUUACCCUGGUUUCGGGGGGCCAGGCGUCACCGCUGCCCCACCCACCGGGUCUUCGAUGGGGGAUAAGUCUCUGGCUCAAAGCGCCCAAAUGUAUCACUACCAUCAUCAGAAGCAGCAGAUGCUCUCUAUGGGGAACCACAAACCAGAGCAGAAGGUUGUUGACAGCGAGGUCACGUCCGAUGAGGAAGAAGUGGGAGGAGGCUUCACAGUUUACGAGUGUCCCGGACUUGCUCCGACAGGAGAGAUGGAGGUGAAGAACCCUCUGUUUGAUGACUCAACUAUCGAUUAUCAGGGGAAUCACAAGUGAAUGCUGAACAAUUUAGAAACGACCCAUGCAUACAGAGGCACAUAAGACCUUUCUUUUGAAAGAAACCUCUUCAUUUCACACUGCAUGCAUAUAAAUCUGGGAUGCGGUGAUAAAAUGAUUGUUCUCUUGUCAGUCUUUUAAUAUAUCUGCCCCACUACAGCUUUUUAAUACUACAAACAUAUGAAGGAUCACCUGUUUAUUUCUGUCAGUCUCUUGGAAAAACUCCUGUCUUUUAAUGUUAUUUAAAGAUAUUUCCGUGUAGGUGUCCAUCCUGUUUAAAUGUUAAAAUCUAAGUUAAUAUGUUUUUUCCUCUCUACUCUUUGAACCUCCAACAUAUUUCUGCAGCUAUUUCCAAAGAAUAUGAUACAAUAGCAGAUGAUCUACAUCACAGAGACAUUUGCAUAACAAUUUUCCGAAGUGAAUGCCCUCCUUUUUUUGUUUUGUCAUGUGACUUAACCUCAACCCUGACCUCAUUUCUGGAACAUAUUUGUGAUCAAAUCCAAUACCUCUGUAAAAGCCCCCAAACAAAAUGAAGUUUAUCUAACUGUUACUGUUGGUGUUGCUAUUUUUCCAUGUCAUAUACGCUGUACAUGAAGAUUUUAAGAUAGUUUAUAGGUAUAUUAAUAUAGAUGAAAACGAAGUACUCACUGAUGACUGUUGCAUGGUUUGGCUAUACUGUGUUUAAAGUCAUGGCAAAGCUUUGAUUAACCCGUCUGCCUCCUGUGUGUAUGCACCCUGUGACUGCAGGAGGGAAUCUAACGUAAAAGUGACUUCUUGAAUUAAGUGUUGGAGACGAGUUACACAGACGGAUGUUGCUGUGGCAACUAUCAUGAUGUUGUGUUGACCCUCUUUCCUUUCUGUCCGCUUAUCGGUCCCAGGCUGCUGCAAAAUGUACAUAAAAAAGAGUGAUAGUAUUCACUUUUCUAGAUAUUUGUACAUGCAGACUAAAGAUUGGAAUUAAAACUUUUUACCACAUGUGAAACAGGCUGAGCUUUUUAUUUGCUGUGAUAAUGGUAUUAUGGUUUCAUAUCACAGUUUCAUAUCAGAACCUAAAAUGACUGUUCCUAAAUGUUUUUUGUUUUUUUGCUUUUUUUUUUUUACAUUAGUAGCUAAAAAAUGACAAAUUCAAGUCUUAAAGUCUUGUAAAUCUACUCCCCUUAAAAAAAAAAGAAGAAAAAUCCAAAGUACAAGAACACUCAUGCAGACUCAGACCCAACAUUUUCCAAAGUAUUUAACUUCUUUGCCAUCGCUGGUGAAUUUUGUAAGGUUAAUCAGAACUAUGUGUGAUGUAUAACAUCACCCUUUCAUGCUCUUGUUUCCUGGCCAAUGUUUGGCUUAAGGUGUUUCUCCCACUAAGGGAGUUUUUUACCUGCCAUUGUUUAUGUAAUUCAUUCUUGGGGGUCAUGUUCUCGGUCUCUGGAAAGCGCCUAGAGACAACUUCUGUUGUAAUAGACGCUAUAUAAAUAAAAUUGAAUUGAAUUGCAUUGAACUCUUGAGCCUGACUUCUGCUGUAAAUAAAAGUUAAGACAAAUUUUAGGGAC